UUUGAUGUCAUACGCCGAUCGGUCUGCGCAGCGCCGCAUGAAGUCGAACACGUGUGUUGUGGCGUGAUUGACACACGAUGAGGUGAAACCGCGUUUACUUCACGACAACGGUUGAACUUAUUUUUCGGUACAGUGGUCAGAAUGACCCAGGAUCACGUUCUCGCAGCUCUGAAAAAAGAUGUCAGAUCUCUGCUGAUAUCAGCCAAGCAUGGGCUGACCCCAGAACAGCUCAAGCGGGACUACCAGAUGAUGUUGGGAUAUCCCUUGCCACUGAGGGUACUGGGAUUCCACAAUGUUCUGGAUAUGGUCAAGGAAAUCCCUGAUGUUGUGCGAUUGGAGUUUAAUUUUGAUGGCAGCAUCAUUUUGAAAGCAAUUGGAGACGAAAACACCAAACGCAUCGAAGAGAUGGUUUCCAAGCAGCGUGACCACAGACCCAAAACCAAUAAUCGAAGGUUGCAAUCAAAGCCCUUUCAAGUCCGUUACCCGCACCACCAGCCAGUCGUUUUGCCUCGACGGGGUCCAGCUGUACCCCCGUUGCCUGCUCAUCUACGCAGCCAACUGAAGCAGUUAUUAUCUCAUGGCCCUGUCAGGCUGUCCGACCUAGAGUCCAGAUACAUGGCGCAGUUCGGAAAGCCGCUCAAGAUAACCCAAUACGGCUUCUACUCCAUUUCCGAGAUGCUGGCGGCCGCCAAUGACUUCAUAGUCAUGCGGCAGAGUCGCGCAGGAUCUCAGUUGCUUCUGAGGAACAAUGAUAAGCCAGAAAUUCGGAGGUCGGGUCCUAUCAAGCAACUAGCUGAGGUCAAACCCGUAGUCCUCGGUCCUAAAGCUACUUCACCAACAGAAAAAAACGUGAAGCGUGUUUCACAGGUUCCUCCUCCUGCUGUUCCUACACCAGCUCCUUUAAAGAAAGAGGACUCUUUUCAAAAAAUACUUUUGAAGCUUGAGGAGCAGCUCAAAGACCAAAUCCUUGAGAAGGGCACAGCUGGUACUGUCAGCCGCGAGCUGAAGGAUAAACUGCGAAAGGUUGUGGCUGAAAAUAACAAUGGUAUAUCCAUUCACGAUCUCCCAAAAGAAUAUAAGAGGAUGUACAGCGAGGAGUUGCCGGUAUCCCAAUGUGGCUUUCUGAGCGUGACGGAGAUGGUUGGAGCUUUAAGCGACACGUUGUCCAUCCAGCCUGGCAAAGAGAAAGGCGAAAACCACUUGAUCAUCGUAGAGUCCAAACCGGAUGACGCACAACCUGCUGAACCUGAAUUAUCACCGGGUCACGGCACCACUUCCAGUUUGGAUGCUGAAUCCCCAGCUUCCUCCAGUAAAGGUUAUUACUUUAGUUUCCCUCGGUCUGCCUGGGAGGGUGACGAAGCGGAGCUAUCUACUGACUCUCAAGAUUCAGAUUCUGAGCUCAGGGUUGCCAAUAAAACCAUCCAUGAGAUGGUGGAUCUUCUCCCAGUGUUAAUGGUGAGCCAGUGGACGGCGGUUCCUCCAGACGCCUUGCUUUGUCAGAAACUGAAGCCGCCGACACGUAGGAAAGAGAGAGAGCUGGUGCCAGUGCUGGUGGAACAGAUCGAGUCUCCUACUCAUUUCUACAUCCGCUUCAGCCAAAACAAGGAGGCCAGAGCUUUGGAGAACAUGAUGAUUGAAAUGAGGAGCUGUUAUUCCUGCCCAGAUGUGACUGAGAGGUACCGGCUGCCUGAUGCUUACGUCCGUCCGGGUCAGGUGUGCUGUGUGGCUCCCAGAGAUAUGUGGUUUUACCGGGUAGUGAUCCACGAAGUACUCAGUGAAACUGAAGUUAAGGUCUUCUAUGUCGAUUUUGGAGACAUCACCAAAGUAAAACGGAACAGCCUCAGAUUUCUCAAAAUGUGCUACGCUGACCUCGCAGCCCAGGCUGUCCCAUCGAUGUUAGCUGGAAUUCGACCAAUCACGAGCAGCUGGACUCAGAGCGCCAUCAGUUCUUUUCACAGGAUGUGUUGCGAGCGCACUCUAGUGGCCGCCGUCCACAGCUACCGAGAGAACUUCCUGUUGCUCUUCCUGUGUGACACAAGCACAGAUGAAGACGUUUACAUACACGUUGCCCUACAGGAGGAAGGCCAUGCCCUGCCCUGCACCACUGCUUACAGAUCGGUAUCUGGACAGUUCAAUCCGUUGAACUUUUACCUCGGAAAUGAUCAGCUUGAGGACAUCAAGGAGCAUGUUUCGCCUUUCACAUCGUGUCCAGCUGCCACAAACGGACAGAAUGCCGAAGUCCAUGCUCAUGGAGAACACGCUCCAACUUCUCAAAUGGUUUUUGGUUCUGAAAAGAGAGAAUCUAGCAUCCCCUCCAAAGAUGUCAAUCCGGUCUUGGACCUUCCUGAGCUGGAGGUUAUCAACAUACCUGAGAGUGAAAACAUAAAUCCGCUCAAGGUUCAGCAGGAUCGGAAGGAUAAAGAGCCAUUGUCCUGUGGUGAAUGGGAUCGUGGCUGGAUAGCAGAGGGAGAAAAAAGCGAUGAGAGGAAUAUCGAACCUGACGUCCAAUCCGAAGGAUUUAAACCCCUACCUGUUCAAGCACCAGCAGAUGAAACACAGAGGUGUGGAGCUCCAGCUGAGCCAAAACCGGUCGCGGCCAAAUCUGCCAGUCCCCCUCUUCUCCUCCGCAACCAACAACAGCCUCACCUGAUACAAACCAACUGUAGCUAUGCAGGUGUACCGGUUUAUCCGGUCCAGCCUCCACUUUCCAACUACAUGUUCCAGUUAUUCAGUUCUCCAGAGAAAACUGGUUCAAACUUUCUGUUUCAGCACCACACAUCUCCAUUUGCUUUAAACCCGGCCGUUCGACUCUCCGCCGGGCCACACGUUCUUCAUCAGUGGUGCACUAAGAAGAAAGCCUGACCAGCGAAUAUAUCUGUUAUGCACCUUGUGUUAAAUCAUUUUUGUUCAUUACUAUAGGAAUAUCUUAAAGUUUCUGAUACUGAAAAAAAUCCAGCUGUGUUCUUAAAGAAGCGAAGAAGAAUUAUGAACAUGCAGAUAAUUAUUUGUUCAGGUUAUAAAAUCUCUCGGGUAGCGGAUUGUUUUUAUUUUUAUAGAUAGUUUUAUUUUUGUUCGGUUCCUUGUUCAGACUUUUCUUUAUUAAGAAAUACUGUACGUAUUUUAUAAGAAAAUAUAAAAGUGAUAUUCACAUUCA
Molecule: messenger RNA, 3154 nt
Organism: Misgurnus anguillicaudatus (oriental weatherfish)
Lineage: Eukaryota; Metazoa; Chordata; Actinopteri; Cypriniformes; Cobitidae
Gene: tdrd5
Product: tudor domain containing 5
Biological process (GO): germ cell development
Source: RefSeq, a predicted model, not a curated record